Molecule: messenger RNA, 1833 nt
Organism: Balearica regulorum gibbericeps (East African grey crowned-crane)
Lineage: Eukaryota; Metazoa; Chordata; Aves; Gruiformes; Gruidae
Source: RefSeq, a predicted model, not a curated record
AUUCAGGUUUUCUGCUUGUGAAGUGGAACUGUAGCUUUUGCCACACCUUUUUGAGAAAUAACAAGAAUCAAUUAGCUGCAAUUCCAAAAGGAUUUUGAUCAAGCCAAGUGAUGCAUAUUACCUGUUAAGCAUUGUUACUUACUAUUGCAUGAUGUCCUAUUUUUCAGUGAGCCCUUGAACUGAUAUUUCCUCCUGAGGAGAAGCAGGCAUCAUGAAACAGAAAUUGACAUCAUCAGUUCAAAUUAUUUUGCUACUUGCUCUGACUGCGGUGGGUCUGAAUGGUCAAUCAUACCCUGGAAAACCUAAGAUAAUAAAGUGUCAUUCUCUAGAAAAGGAAACCUUUUCUUGUUGGUGGAAGCCUGGCUCAGAUGGAGGAUCUCCGACCAAUUACACCCUGUUCUACAGCAAGGACAGUGAAGAAAAAAUCUAUGAAUGUCCGGACUACCGAACGUCAGGUCCCAAUUCCUGCUACUUUGAUAAAAACCACACUAAUCCUUGGACAACAUAUAGUAUCAUUGUAAUGGCAACGAAUGAAAUUGGAAGUAACAGCUCAGAUCCUCAGUACGUGGAUGUGACCUCCAUAGUUCAGCCAGAUGCUCCUGUGAACCUCUCUCUAGAAACAAAAACAUCUGCUAGCAUAAUGUACCUUUGGGCAAAAUGGUCUCCCCCUCCAUUAGCCGAUGUCAGCUCAAAUUCACAUGUAUAUCACUAUGAGCUACGACUAAAACCUGAGGAAAAGGAAGAGUGGGAGACAGUAUCUCUUGGAGAGCAGACAGAGUACAAAGUGAUUAUGAGACAAGCUGGGGUGAAAUAUGUUGUUCAGGUCCGUUGCACAUUAAACCUUGGAGAAUGGAGUGAGUGGAGCUCUGAAAGACACAUUCAGAUCCCCAAAGGAGAGUCACCUCCUGAAAAGCCUACAAUAAUAAAAUGCCGUUCUCCAGAAAAGGAAACAUUUACUUGUUGGUGGAAGCCUGGUUCAGAUGGAGGACAUCCUACUAACUACACUUUGCUUUACAGCAAAGAAGGAGAACAACAAAUUUAUGAAUGUCCAGAUUACAGAACUGCGGGCCCCAAUUCAUGCUACUUCGAUAAAAAGCACACCUCAUUCUGGACCAUAUACAAUAUUACUGUGAGGGCAACUAAUGAAAUGGGAAGUAACGUCUCUGAUCCUCGUUAUGUGGAUGUGACUUACAUAGUACAGCCAGAUCCUCCUGUGAAUGUAACUCUGGAAUUAAAAAAGCCGAUAAAUAGAAAAACAUAUCUGGUCUUGACGUGGUCUCCACCCCCGCUGGCUGAUAUCAGAUCUGGAUGGCUUACCCUUGAAUAUGAGUUGCGACUAAAGCCUGAAGAAGGAGAGGAAUGGGAAACUGUUUUUGUGGGACAGCAAACACAAUAUAAAAUGUUUAGUUUAAAUCCUGGAAAGAAGUAUAUUAUACAGAUUCACUGCAAAGCAGACCACUAUGGAUUAUGGAGUGAAUGGAGCCCAGAAUAUUAUAUUGAGAUCCCUACUGACUUUAGAGUAAGAGAGAUGGUUGUGUGGAUCGUUGUUGGUGUCUUGUCAUCUCUUGUAUGUUUAAUCAUGAGCUGGACAAUGGUUUUGAAAGGGUACAGAAUGAUAGCCUUUUUCCUACCACCAGUUCCAGGACCAAGGAUAAAAGGCAUAGAUACACAUCUGUUAGAGUGUCUCAGAGCAGGAACAAUGGUGCGUGCUGCUGGAUUGUUGCACGCUGCAUCCGGAGUAUUUUUCAUGGCUGGUGUAUCUGGUAUGGUCCAUGCUCGCAGUCUGGAUAUCACAGAUGUAAUUUUCGAUGAAGUUCCUGGGCACCAGUUGAA